Belonocnema kinseyi is the source of this 5808-nucleotide messenger RNA. It is a transcript of the gene Vg, whose product is annotated as vitellogenin-like. The record is from RefSeq and is a predicted model, not a curated record. NCBI's taxonomy places the organism in Eukaryota, Metazoa, Arthropoda, Insecta, Hymenoptera, Cynipidae. Gene Ontology annotation, biological process: lipid transport. The transcript is spliced from 7 exons. Gene Ontology annotation, molecular function: lipid carrier activity. The coding region runs from base 24 to 5636 and encodes 1870 amino acids.
AUCAGACAUCCUCUCGUCGAAUCAUGUGGACUCUGGCAAUCCUACUGCUCCUUGCAGGAGCAGUUGCAGCCAAUCACAAUGGAUGGAACUCUGAUAAAGAAUACACUUUCAAAGUCAGAAGUAGAACCAUGGCUGAGCAUGGCCAACGCUCAACAGAUGACCAGUACGCCGGAGUUUUGAUGAAAGGGACACUCAGAGUCCAACCUAAGAACAGUGACACUUUGUUGGCACAGUUGACAAGGGCGCAAUAUGCUCAAGUUCACACCAAGCUUCCUGGUGGAUGGGAUUCUGAUAUUCCAGAUAACCAGAUGCGGCUCCAAGAAUUUCCCAUGACAGGGAAACCCUUUGAGAUUAAACUGAAGCAUGGUGUUGUCAGAGAUCUUGUCGUGGAUAAGGAUGUACCUACAUGGGAAGUGAAUGUUUUGAAAAGUAUUGCCAGUCAACUCCAAGUCGACACACAGGGAGAAAACAGAAAAAAGUCUAAGCACAACCAUGGACCUGAGGGAGAACAACCUUAUGCUACGUUCAAAACAAUGGAAGAUUCUGUGGGUGGUAUGUGCGAGGUUUUAUAUGACAUCGCGCCCUUACCAGAAAAAAUUUAUUUGGGAAAUCACGACUUGGUACCUAAACCUGAUUUGAAAGGGGAUCAGGAUAUUAUUGAGAUUGUCAAGACAAAGAACUACACAAAAUGUGAUCAGAGAAUGAGUUUUCACUACGGCAUAGUUGGCAGUGUCCACUCUGAAUCUGGUAGAAAUGACAAUGGACACUUUCUUUCUAAAUCAUCUGUCAGUCGCAUUAUCAUAUCCGGUGACCUGAAGAGUUUUACAAUCCAAUCCUCUGAGACAACUAAUAAAAUGGUUUUGAAUCCAGAAAAUACUUCAGACGGUAAACGUAGAAUGGUUGCCAGUCGAAUGCGUUUAUCUCUCAGUCAAGUGGAAUCAGCAUCCGAUAGGCUCUCAAUGCCACCCAAUCCCCAGUCUACAGGAAACCUAGUAUACAGUUAUAACAGCCCAUUCUCUGGACCAGAACAGAGAAGAGCUGGUCGCCCAAGUAAAAGCCCUAGUUCAAGAUACGAUAGUUCCAGUAAUAGUGAAGAAACUAGAAACAAUAAAAACAAAAACAACGGUGAUUGGAACAGAAAAUCUAACAAAAAAGAAGACAGUUCCAGCUCAAGUAGCUCAGAUUCCAGUUCAAGCUCAGAUUCAGAUGCUAGCCAAGAUGAAAAGGAAUUCUGGCAGCGAAAACCCAGCCUUAAUGAAGCACCUGAAAAUCCCAUGCUGCCCUACUUCAUUGGAAACAAAGGAAACUCCGUUCAGAUGUCUGGUAGAAUUGACUCAGUUAAGCAAACUAAGGAAUUUGCAAAUGAAAUUGGGCGUGAACUUAUGAAUCCUAGUGAUAUACCUAAAGAAGAAACGUUAGAGAAGUUUAUAAUGCUAACGAGAUUGAUUCGCACUAUGAAUACCAGACAAAUUGAGGAAGCUCAGAAAGAUUUAUACGAGUCUUCGAAUCAUAUUAAUUCAGAUGAUCAGAGCAGUUCUCGCAGAAACAGCUGGGCUGCUUUCAGAGAUGCAGUUGCGCAAGCUGGAACUGGUCCGGCUUUGGUUGCCAUCAAGAACAUGAUCGAAAGUAAGAAAAUUGAAGGUGCUGAGGCUUCUCAAGUAGUUGCUUCAGCAGCCGAAUCUGCAAUGACACCUACGCCUGAAUACGUCGAGUUGUUCUUCAAACUCGCCACAAUGUCAGAGACAAAAAAUCAAGAAUUCCUGAGAGAGUCAGCCCUCCUCGGCUUUGCUGACUUAGCUCGAAACGCCAUCGUCGACAAAAAAAGUGCCCACAAUCUUUAUCCAGUUCAUAGUUUCGGAAGAAUGUUUUCAAGAAAAAAUUCUGAUCUUUUUAAGACAUAUAUCCCACACUUUAGUCAUGAACUGAAAUCAGCCAUUAAGGAAGGUAAAAGCCCCAAAAUCCAAACACUUAUUGUCGCUCUUGGAAAAAUCGCUCAUCCGAAAAUUCUUGCUGCCUUUGAACCAUAUCUUGAAAAACAAGAACCAGCAUCUAAACAUCAGCGUCUCCUGAUGGUUUUGUCAAUGCAUGACUUGACCGAUACUUAUCCUAAAGUUGCAAGAUCUGUAGCAUACAAAAUUUACGCCAACUCUGGUGAAAGCCACGAGAUUCGCUGUGCAGCUGUAAGAGUGCUGAUGAAGACAAACCCCCCAGCUUCAAUGCUCCAGCGAUUGGCUGAAGCAACAAACUACGAUGACAGCAAGCAUGUCAGUUCGGCAGUAAAAUCCGCAAUUGAAAGUGCUUCUGAACUUAAAGGCUCUCAGGAUAGGGAAUUGCGUAACAACGCUCGUGCUGCUAGGGGUCUUCUGAGUAAAGAAAGAUUCGGACCUCAGUAUUCCAGGAAUAUUGUUAAGGAUCUUCUAGACAGUGAACUGAAAGUAAAAAUGCAAGCUAGUUACAUUGGUGGAAAAGAUAGUAUCAUACCAAAAGAAUGGUUUUUGUCAUUUAAACACAGUUAUCGUAGUUUGAAGUUGCCAACAAGUAAAGCUGGUGCGAUGGUGUCAAGUGUUGAGGAUUUGUGGAAAAAUUUGAUGGACCAACUCACAAAUGACGAAUCCGAGUCGAAUUCCAGAAAAGAUAGAAAUUCAAAUAAUGAAAACAGCCAUUUUUCAGCUGAGAAAAUAGCUAGGUUGUUGAAAAUCGAAGCUGAUGGAGCUCAACAGCUUGAAGGAUAUGCAGCAUUGGAUACUGCAUUUGCUUCUCAAUUUGUUGCUUUUGAUAAUCAUACUCUGGAACGCAUGCCUAAAUGGUUUAAGCAAGCAUCCAAGUCCCUCCGAGAAGGUCAGCAUUUUAAUUUGAACAAAUUCAACACUGAUGAGAGGAUAUUGAGUUUCCCAACCGAAACAGGAUUCCCAUUCACUUACUCCUGGAGAAUGCCAACUCUUGUGAAGCUCGAAGGCAAGGCAAAACUCAACACUGAACAUGAAUCGUCCGAUACCACUUGGCCCAAAAAAGUGGAUGCAUCAUCUGAAAUGCGAAUCGUCUACUCUAUGAAAAUUCAGGAACGAAUUGGGUUCUUGACACCAUUUGAACACAAGCACUACAUGGCUGGAGAAGACAAGAACUUUCAGGUGUACUUGCCUAUUCGUCUUGAGGCUGAAGUCGACACAAAAAAGAAGGAGCUUAAGCUAAAGGCCCAAUCUACGGAAAGAAAAGAAUCCUUCAAAGCCUUGCAAGCUAGCAACGUGCCCUACACAUCCAGUCACGACGUUCUCAGCAUGAAACCAGUUUUUAAAGAUUCCUCAAACACCCAAGUUAUGCGAAAUCAGAAAACCAAGAAGCAGACUAUCACGCCUCGUUGGUUAUCCGCCAUGGAAAUUGAACUUGAACAAGCAGAGGAUCAAGGAGAAUGGACAACUAAGCAUCAAAAUGAAUCUCCUUCUAUCAUGUCCCGUAUUUCCGAAGCCAGCUCCAGCUCCGGCUUCAGAAUUCUGAAUGUGAAGGUUGAUUCGGACAAUUCUGAACAAGCCAUUAAAUUUCAAUUGUCGUAUGACUCUAAACACAAGUCCCAGUCUGAUAACAACCAAGACGAUAAAUCUAGAGAUUCUAAUGAUAGAUCAAACUCUAGAAACAAAUCACAUUCUAAUAGAGAUGACAACGAUAGAUCUAAAGAAAAGAAUGAUAGAGAAAACUCUAAACGCAAGUCUGAUUCUAAUAGAGAUGAAGACGAUAGAUCUGAUGAAUUCAAUGAUAGAUCAAACAGAGCAAAGGCUCCACGUCCUUCUGAUAAGGAACGAAACAGUGAAAAUCGCAAAAAUCAAUUUUUACAUGAUGCAAGCAAAGGAAUCGGAUCAGCAAGGUCAAGUGUUGUUGAUAUGAGCGUAGAAAUUACUGGAAAAGAACCAACUCACUUUGCAUUAACUGCAGCCAUGGCCACAAGCAACGUAGAUGAAUCAUCUAGAGGUCUAUUCUACGCCAAUGGGAAAGGCGAGAAAGUUGAUUACGAAGUUUGCGCAGCUUUGGAAGCCAAUAGUCCUAAUUCUCCAGAAAUUGACUAUAAGGAAAUUCUCAAGUCGGAUCUGACUGAGGAGUUUGAUGCUGAUAUCCGUUUUGGUCGAGAUUGUUCAUCUGGAGCAAAAAUUAGGGUUGAAGGUAGGAGGAAGCAGUCAAAGGAGUACCAAAAGGAAGUUAGUGAAUCCGAUGCCGCUGAAGAGAUUGAAAGUAUGUUGAAGGGAGAGGAGCAGACGACAUCAAGGGCUUAUCAAGACUUGGUGAGACGAGCUUCUGAAUUAGAUGAAUCUGAAGUAACUCUUGACUUUAAUGAUAAGGCUAAAGGUGCCAAGGAAGCUUCCAUGAAGGUAUUAGAGAUGGUAGCUGAUAACAUGAAUAACGUUGCUGAAAUUAACACAGUCAAUCCCCGAAAUGCUCACAAGAACAGGAUUGAUCUUAAGUUGAAAACGACUUGGAAGAAUGGUGCCUUUGUAACUAUAAAUGCUCCAAAUAUGGAUGUUAGGAUGCAAAAUGUGUUCCCUGAAAACAUUCUUGAUGAUAGCGACGAUAAUUUAGAGACUUCGAAAUCUUCUGAAGAGGAUGAUGUGGAGUCUCUUGCCGAAACUGAAGAUUCCUGUUUUAUCGAUAGGAAAGUUGUUGAAACUUUUGACAAUGAAGCUAUCCCCUAUGAGCUCGGAAAAUGCUGGCAUGUGUUCAUGACUACUUUCCCUAAGGAAGACGCUGACAGACCUAACAAAGAUCGCCCAAUUCCCAGCGACAUGGAUGCUACUAUCUUAGCCCGCGAGACUCAAAAUGACCAGAAGGAACUCAACAUUGUCUUUGGUACUAAAGAAAUUCGUCUCAAGAAACCGAAUUCCCAGGUGGAAGUUACUGUCGACGGAGAAAAAGUUUCAGUCUCUAAGAGGAGGAGUUUUGAGAAAAAAUCAAAUGAAAGGGACUUUGAUGGAAAUCGCAAGAGCCUGUUUGAAAUCUUUGAACUUAAUGAUGGCUCUGUUAAAGUUACUUCCGAGUCCCAUGGUGUCGAUGUUGUCUUUAGCGGUCGUCGGAUGAAGAUCACGGCUGCUGACAAAUACCGCAACUCAGUUCGGGGAAUAUGUGGAAACUACGAUGGUGAAUCUUUCAAUGAUAAACAGACACCUCAGAAUUGCGUGGUGAGACAUCCAAAGGAAUUUGCAGCUUCUUGGGCAGUGACUGAUGAGAAAUGUGAAGGACCAGUCUUGAAAUAUGCAGAAAGUGCAAAGAAAGCGCCUUGUGCACGCGAUGAUAGCCGACCGAGCAAUGUUAUUAGUGAUGAAGAGGCAGGAAGGGAAAGAGGUUCAUCUCCAUCUAACUGGGGUCAUCAUAAUCGAGACUCCAACAAAUCAUCACAUUGUACUACUUAUCGUACCAAGGUUAUUAAGGCCGAUUCUCAGACUUGCUUCUCGUUGAGACCACUGCCAACCUGUUCUCGGGACUGCAGAUCCAACAACAUCAAGGAAAAGAACGUCGAGAUGCAUUGUGUAAAGGAUAGUAGUGCCGCUGAAAAACUCGCUGACCGUGUCUACAAGGGCGCUAAUCCUGAUCUCAGCCAAAAAUCUGUUAGUAGAACAAUAAAGAUGGAUGUGCCUAUUAGUUGCGGUGCUAGAUAAUUCUUCACGAAUAAGAAUUUUUUCAAUUUAUUAGUAUUUCUGUAGAAAAUAGGAUGUAAUAAGUUAUCAAUGAUAAAUAAAGCGACUGAUUUGAGAGAAAUUAAAUUUUUCGUGUUAGAAGAUUUAUUUCAAGACUUAAUAAUAUAAUUUUUAAGUUGACAGUAAGACAAAA